Actinia tenebrosa (Australian red waratah sea anemone) is the source of this 2406-nucleotide messenger RNA. RefSeq names its product WD repeat-containing protein 82. The record is from RefSeq and is a predicted model, not a curated record. Gene Ontology annotation, molecular function: chromatin binding; protein binding. Gene Ontology annotation, cellular component: Set1C/COMPASS complex. Lineage: Eukaryota; Metazoa; Cnidaria; Anthozoa; Actiniaria; Actiniidae.
GGAAUCAUAAGUCGGGGGAGUCUGGUCGUAAAUCCAAGAUGGCGGAUUCGUGAAGACAAUGAGAAACACAGAAAUGAAACUUCAAGAUAGCGUGCUACGAGCCUUUCAGGUGGCCAAGGUUUUCAGAGAAAACAGUGAUUAUGUCAACUAUAUGUCCUUCUCUGCUAACGGCGAAAGUCUGAUCACGAGUAGUAACGAUGAUUCUAUCGUCAUUUACGAUACUGUCGAUGGCAAACCCAAGAAAACAAUCUACAGUAAGAAAUAUGGUGUUUCAAACAUCCAGUUCACACAUGCACCGAACACAGUGAUACACACUUCAACUAAAGUUGAUGACACUAUUCGAUACCUAUCUCUUCAUGAUAACAAAUAUUUAAGAUAUUUUCCAGGACAUACAAAAAGGGUUACAACACUUCAUAUGUCACCUAUAGAAGAUGCUUUUCUAUCAGGAUCUUUGGAUAAGACUCUUAGAAUAUGGGACCUGAGAUCACCAAACUGCCAGGGAUUGAUGCAUGUGAAUGGAAGACCUGUAGCUGCGUUUGAUCCUGAAGGACUGAUCUUUGCUGCAGGAAUUGAUUGUGAAAUGAUAAAACUAUACGAUCUGAGAUCAUUUGACAAGGGGCCAUUCUCCACCUUCCAUAUUCAAACAGAUCCAGCUGCAGAGUGGACCAGUAUCAAGUUCAGUUCAGACGGCAAGAUGGUUCUUGUGGCUACCAAUUGUGGUAUCAUUUACUUGAUUGAUGCCUUCCAAGGAAAUCAACUGCAUGCUUUUUCUGGACAUGCAUUUUCAAAAUCCAAUCCUGUGGAUGUAUGCUUUAGUCCAGAUUCACAGUAUGUAUUUUCAGGAUCUCAGGAUGGCCGCAUCCAUAUAUGGGCAUCAGACAGUGGUCAUAAGGUGGUAACGCUGGAUGGAAAUCAUCCAGGUCCUACCAAGUGUAUGGCAUUUAAUCCAAAAUAUAUGAUGCUGGCUAGUGCUUGUACCAACAUGGCAUUUUGGCUACCAAAUCUCGAAGAACUUCAAGAGUCAGUUUAGUAGAAUAGUAAAACAUUAAAAUAUAUAGACGGAGGGUCGACCAAGGCUUUGAAACAUCACAUGAUGGCAGCCAUGACAGGAGGCAAAGCAAUAAUUUUUUUCUCCCUGGAAAACUGAAUUCUUUCUCAUGUAAACCAGAUUACAGUUGAGCCUACAAUAAGAUAUUAUUUUGUUUAAGAAUCAUACAAGUGAGGCUAUCAGGUCAAUACGAUGCUUUUUGUCUCAUUUGCAUGCAUCAAUAAUCUGCUAUUUGUUCGUUGCCUCCUGUCAUGGCUGCCAUCAUGUAAUGGUACAAAGCUUCUAUUACACUGUACAGUACAUUUGUUGUGUAGGAAAGUUUUUAAACUAUGUGAGUAGAUAUGAAAACAUUUGCUUUCAUGAUUUCCCUCUUUCUGUUUCUCUCUGUGUUCUCUAUCGUUCUUUUUCUCCUCUCUUUGCCUCUUCUUCUUUUCCUUUCUCUUCCAUGCAUUAUAACAUGGACUUUUUGUAGAAUAUUUAAACCUGGAAAGUCACAUUGCAUGAUUUUUUUAAAUAAAUAAAACGGCAUAAAAAAUUCAUGUUCAAUAAAGUCAAAAACAACAACUUGAAAAUGUGGGUUUUUUUAAAUUAUACCAUAAUAUUAUACAAAAGUUGUUCAGAUAACAUCAUCGAGAUACCAACUCUUCUCAUUUAGAGCAGUUGAUUUAUAAUUAAUAUUUUGACUAACACACACAAAAUGAAAAUCUUAACGCUGUGGGUCAUUCAAGUUAAGCUACCACUGCCAUAGGUUUAGCAUAGUUAUUAAAGCAUAUUAGGACUGGAAAAUUGAUAGCAAGCAUUAAAAUGUUUUUUUUUUUUUGCAUGUAUUGCUGAUAUGCAAUACAUGCUACAAUGUUUCUUGCACCAACAAUGGAAUUUUGAAUUUUGUGGCAGGAAAAAAGUUGCAGCCUUAAACAUGCUUAUCAAAAAAUGCAUGCAAUUCCAGAGAAAAUUUCAAACGCUUGAACAUUCUGCAACAUUUUUUGUAGGCUGCUGUUGUUGCAAGCCAAGAUACACAAUGUAAGUUCCUCUCAUGCUGACAAUGCAACAAAAAAUAGAAAAUUGCAGUUGGGCACAAGAAAAAAGAUAAAUUUUUCCCAACAAUGUAAAUCAAAAAUAGUAUGUCUAGUAUAACUGCAAAAAGUUAUAUACUGUGUAGUAGUAGCAGAUCAGACACCAAAACAUUUUGUGUGUGUUAGCCAUCAGUCUUUAAAUCUAUGAAUUUGCUAUGUACAUUCUGUGAAGGUUGUGACCAUAUUGCCGACCCGUCUUGUUACAGUUGUACAACUUCUUCCUCCACCUUAAAUAGAGAAAAUAAUUCAUUAAUGUUAUCAAUAACAAUAAAACAGUCAAAGUGA